ACCUCUGCUUAUCUCCAUUUUCUUUCUAGAAUAUGGUAUCAAGUUUUCGCGUGUCUGAACUACAAGUGUUGUUGGGUUUUGCUGGACGUAACAAAAGCGGGCGGAAGCAUGACCUCCUGAUGAGGGCACUGCACUUACUGAAGAGUGGCUGCAGCCCAGCAGUUCAGAUAAAAAUCCGAGAACUCUAUAGGCGUCGGUACCCAAGGACAAUUGAAGGACUUUCGGACUUAUCGGCGAUAAAACCUGCAGUCUUCAAUUUGGACAGUAGUUCCUCUCCUGUAGAGCCUGACUUGGCUGUUGCCGGGAUUCACCCGCUCCCGUCUACGUCGGUCACGCCUCAGUCUCCCUCGUCGCCUGUCAGUUCGGUGCUCCUCCAAGACACUAAGCCGCACUUUGAGAUGCAGCAACCAUCCCCUCCGAUUCCACCCGUUCAUCCUGAUGUUCAACUAAAAAGCCUACCUUUUUAUGAUGUGCUUGAUGUGCUCAUCAAACCUACAAGCCUAGUACAGAGCAGUAUUCAGAGAUUCCAAGAGAAGUUUUUUAUCUUUGCUUUAACACCUCAGCAGGUCAGAGAAAUCUGUAUUUCCAGGGACUUCUUGCCAGGAGGCAGGAGAGACUACACAGUCCAAGUUCAGCUAAGGUUAUGCCUAGCAGAGACAAGCUGCCCUCAAGAAGAUAAUUACCCUAAUAGUUUGUGUAUUAAAGUAAAUGGGAAGCUGUUUCCAUUGCCGGGAUAUGCUCCACCGCCAAAAAAUGGAAUUGAGCAGAAGCGGCCUGGGCGCCCCUUGAAUAUAACAUCUCUAGUUAGGUUGUCCUCUGCAGUGCCAAACCAGAUUUCCAUUUCCUGGGCUUCUGAAAUUGGAAAGAACUACUCCAUGUCUGUGUAUCUCGUUCGUCAGCUUACUUCAGCUAUGCUUUUGCAGAGGUUAAAAAUGAAAGGUAUCAGAAACCCUGAUCAUUCCAGAGCACUAAUUAAAGAAAAACUAACUGCAGAUCCUGAUAGUGAGAUUGCCACAACCAGUCUGCGAGUAUCUCUGAUGUGUCCUCUGGGGAAAAUGAGACUGACAAUCCCAUGCCGGGCUGUUACUUGCACACACCUGCAAUGUUUUGAUGCUGCUCUUUAUCUUCAAAUGAAUGAAAAGAAGCCUACCUGGAUUUGUCCUGUCUGUGACAAAAAGGCAGCUUACGAGAGCCUAAUAUUAGAUGGGCUCUUUAUGGAAAUCCUAAAUGAAUGUUCAGAUGUGGACGAGAUUAAAUUCCAAGAGGAUGGUUCCUGGUGUCCUAUGAGGCCUAAGAAAGAAGCUGUGAAAGUCUCUAGUCCACAGUGCACCAAAAUAGAAAGUUCCAGUGUUGUUAGCAAACCAUGUGCUGUGACAGUGGCCAAUGAGGUGAACAAGAAGAAAGUUGAUGUUAUUGACUUGACAAUAGAAAGCUCCUCUGAUGAAGAGGAAGAUCCUCCUGCCAAAAGGAAGUGCAUAUUUAUGUCUGAAACGCAAGGAAGCCCAACCAAAGGGGUUCUCAUGUAUCAGCCGUCUACUGUAAGAGUGCCCAGUGUGACAACAGUUGAUGCUGCUGCUAUUCCUCCUUCAUUAACAGACUACCCAGUACCAUUCCAUCAUCCACCAAUAUCCAGUAUUUCAUCGGACCUGCCAGGUCUGGAUUUUCUUUCACUAAUCCCAGUUGAUUCACAGUACUGUCCUCCUAUGUUUUUGGAUAGUCUCACCUCAACCUUAACAAGCAGCACGCCUGGCAGCAUCAUCACAUCAACCAGUCACCACGAGAGCAGCACUCACGUUAGCUCCUCGAGCAGGAGCGAGACUGGAGUUAUAACCAGCAGUGGAGGCAGCGCUCCUGACAUCAUCUCACUGGACUGAAACAAGGGGCAGCAUGGGACUCCAGGAGAAAUCACACAGAGCUGCUUGUUGUGUCUCUGGAACUGCAGCGUCUUGGAAGUUAUUCCGAUAUUUAUUGAAAAGAUUUGCCUUCUGGAAAAUGGAGUAAAUUCAUCUACACUAGGAACAGAAGUGAUUAGAAUUUUUUUUUUCUUGCUCAUUAAAUAGCUGGUAGAGAAAAGGCCCCUUCAGAACCUGCUUUUACCCUUUUGGCUUGUUCUGGGGAAACUGACUUUUUGUUGCUGGAUGGAGUCCAAAAAUGGUUUUUAAUUUUGUUGUCAAAACAGCAAUAAUGUAAAAAAAAACAAACAAACUUUUUUUUAAUUAAAAAAAAAAGGCACUUAACCACUCUAGAACAACAACAACCUGGACAAAGGUGCAGAAGUGUAUGCAUUGGUGAAUUUUUAAUACCUUCUCAACUGGGGCCUGUAAUAAACUUCAUUAAGACAAUGAAGCUUUGUGAAAUAGCCAUGACUUGUGUUUUAUAUUUCUCUUGCUCCCUUCUUCCUCCUGUGCUGGAAGGUAUGGGAAGCCUCUGUAAAUGUGUUGGCUUUUUUUCCUGAUUUCGUGUUGUUCACAAAUGCAACAGAAUCCUAAACUGUGACUUCUUCCUCUUAACGUUCUUUGGGCUGGGAAGGGGACAAAUUAUCUAUGCAAACCCUGCAUUAUACAAACUGUGCUGUCACUCCACAACUAUGACACCUCCCCUGAAAAAAACCCCGUACCUCCAAAAUCAACUGAACAACUCUGCACCACUGAGCUAUAGUUGACUCUCUGGCCUGACAACUUUAAGGGCUGAUAAGAAAGAACUAUUUGGAUUAUAGAGUCCUUGUUGGUCCUUACUGUAAAUGCCAACCUGCCCCAGAUGGUAAACUCAAGUGUGUGCUUUGUAUGGCAGCUGUAAGGAGAGAGUGUCUCUCUCAUGCUUUAUCUAAUGCAGGAUUGUUUUCUAGGAGGUCCUGCCCGUGGCUUCUGUUACUUCAUUAACUGUUGUAUCCUGUUGGGUGAUACUGCAGUUUGACUUGCCAUGGUGGAGACUUGUUGUUUUGGAAGACAAAUGCUGUAGGUGUGUGCUCUUCCACCUAACCAGUGCUACAUGUUUAGGAUUUAGUAACAUUGUCCUGUAUUACAUGGCUGUCUAAUCAUGGCUUUUCUAAUUAGACCGACAACACUUCCUCCUAUUUGAAUACGCUGAAUCUGCUGCUUUGUUCUGUGUAUGCAGUGUUUCCCCACACAUGUAUGCACACAUGUCUAGGGAUAACCUCCUUAGUACUGUCUGUGGAAGAGGUUACAGACCAGGAAAAUCAAAUCAUUUCCAUAGAGCUGGAAUAAUGGUAUUGUCUAUGUAUGUUGACAUAGCAACUUUCCAAGUGUUUGUUGUGUUUCUGUUGAG
Molecule: messenger RNA, 3285 nt
Organism: Struthio camelus australis
Lineage: Eukaryota; Metazoa; Chordata; Aves; Struthioniformes; Struthionidae
Source: RefSeq, a predicted model, not a curated record